GAUGGCGGUGUCUUUUGUUUCUUCCAUCAUUUUCUUUCUUCUUUUCAUCAAACUCUCACUUUUUGUAGAUGGAAACGUUUUUGCUGCCCGAAUGGAACAUCGCAAACUCGGUGGAGCGAAAAAAACAAUGGCGAUGAGGAGGAACUUGGAUGAAAAUGGGCACCAAGGCUCGAAAAUUGCAGCUCACGGGAGCACGUCUCGACAUUCUGGACAGAAAACAACUAAUAACACGCCGUCCGAAAUCCGUCCUAAUAGAGCGACGCCCCAGAGGAAAAAGUAUAUGAGUAUGACUGACAAAGCCCUACAACUAGGAGCAGUCUGCAAGGAAUAUACAUAUAACCGAUGUAAGCGUUCAUCCUCAGCUCCAUAACCUCUUCCGCCUCCAAGCUCUUCCAAAGGCACACAUGGACUUGGUCAAAUGUGUCAAUAUAUAUAGACAUACGCAUAAGCACGUUUUUUUCACGUUGUGGCUUGGUUUGCAGUUUUUCUUGUUCUUCAUAUGGAUAUAUAUAUCCUUAUAUCUAUACAUGU
Molecule: messenger RNA, 531 nt
Organism: Camelina sativa (false flax)
Lineage: Eukaryota; Viridiplantae; Streptophyta; Magnoliopsida; Brassicales; Brassicaceae
Source: RefSeq, a predicted model, not a curated record